AAAACGGGGAUUCAGCCGAGAAUUGAACACAGCAGAUGAAACAACGCGUUGAAAUUUAGGCGGAAAGGUCGGUGGUAAAGGAUAAAACGUUUAUUCUGUCAAAUAUUAACCAACGUUCUCAUUAACACAUAAUUGGCUAUCAGUAUCCACUCUUGCCACUUAUAUUGCCUGCGAGGUGACUGUAAUGGGGCGAUAAUUUCCUCCAGUAUAUCCCGGUCGAUCCUUAUCAGAAACGGACUGAACUUUUGAGUGAGAGACCAGUGGGAAGUGGUGAUAAAUGGAAGCCCCGCGGCGCUUGAAGCAAGCAAGUGGAAUUGGUUGGAUGUUAACUGCGGUGUAAUCCUAUGUUUUCUGCUCUCCUUCCUAGCUCCUCCUCUCCGUUAUAAUUUCUCAGUGAGAACCUCUCCGAGUCCCCAGUUAUUGGGACUGGCCGUCAGAGUGAGGAUGGUCCAUUGUGCAGCUCUCGUCGGACUGUUGGUCCUGACCCUCGGGGAGACCUGCAUCCGCGCCGUUCGGGGCCAAGAAGUCCAGACCGUGCCUCAACAUGGGACAAAGGUGGGAGCCACAGAUGGAGACGAGAUCUCACCCACUCCCCUGUGGGGAGACGUAAACUUCAACCAGGACACCCUCAACGCAAGCAUCCAGAAUGUGAACGGGACCCGGGGCAGGCUGCGUCCGAUGUGCAAGCGGCCACCAGAGAUCAAGGACACCUUCAAGUACAUCAACACCAUCGUCUCCUGUAUGGUCUUCGUGAUCGGGAUCAUCGGCAACUCCACGUUGCUGAGAAUCAUUUACAAAAACAAGUACAUGAGGAACGGACCUAACAUCCUGAUAGCCAGCCUGGCUCUGGGGGACUUGCUCCACAUUGUCAUUGAUAUCCCCAUCACGGUGUACAAGCUCCACGCUGAAGAUUGGCCUUUUGGGGUGGAAGUAUGUAAACUGCUGCCUUUUAUGCAGAAAGCAUCAGUUGGCAUCACUGUUCUCAGUCUCUGUGCACUCAGCAUAGACAGGUAUCGAGCGGUGGCGUCUUGGAGUCGUAUUCAAGGGAUCAGAGUUCCCAUGUGGACUGUUAUUGAAAUUAUACUCAUCUGGGUAGUGUCGAUAAUUUUGGCAGUUCCUGAAUCCAUAGCCUUUGAUCUGGUAAACAUGAAUUAUCGAGGAGAAGCGUACAGUGUCUGCAUGCUUCAUCCCACACAGAAAACUAAGUUUAUGCAGUUCUACAAGGUAGCAAAAGAUUGGUGGCUGUUUGCCUUUUAUUUCUGCAUGCCUCUAGCAUGCACAGCAUUGUUUUACUCUUUAAUGACUUGCGAGAUGUUACGGAAGAAAAGUGGGAUGCAGAUUGCUCUGAAUGAUCACCUGAAACAGAGACGGGAGGUGGCAAAGACAGUGUUCUGCCUAGUGCUUGUUUUUGCCCUCUGUUGGCUUCCACUACAUCUUAGCAGGAUUUUAAUGAAGGUUUUCUACAAUGAAAAUGAUCCCAACAGAUGUGAACUAUUGAGUUUCCUCCUGGUGAUGAACUACAUUGGCAUCAAUAUGGCUUCCCUCAAUUCCUGCAUCAAUCCUAUUGCACUCUACUUUGUCAGCAAGAGGUUCAAGAACUGCUUUCAGUCCUGCCUCUGCUGCUGGUUCCAGAGGAAGACAAUGAUGCACGUGUUGCCCUUGGAUGAGAAGCAAUCCUGCAUCAAAUGGAAGCCAAAUGGCAUCGAUCACGGACUGGACCACAGCAAUUCACGUUCCAGUAAUAAAUAUAGUUCAUCAUAAUUCACAUUCCAUGCAACCAUCUCAAGGAAGAAUGCUGAUUCUUCCUGAUACUGGGCAGAAAAGUGUUAUCAAGGAAAGAAAAACAUCCACAUUGCAAAUUGUAUUCCCUCUGCAACAAUAUGGCUGAUAUGGAUAUGCAUUCCAAAUACAUGUUUUGCUUAAGGAACUGCCAUCUGGAAUAUCACUCAUGAUUAUUAAGCAUUCGCUGCAACUUGAGAAACAUCCAAAUUAGGAAUAACGUUUGAACAGACCCAUUGACUGGGGAAACCAUUGUUGAGGCACUUGAAGGGUCUGACUCUGCACUUUCCAGUCACCAAAAUACACUUGGUUCUUAAUUGAAUCCACUUCAAAACAUAUUACUGAUCAAUGAGCCUGAGAUGACAAGCUUUCAAUUAAUAAAUGUUACAUGUGCGGAAAUGGCUUGCAGUGUAUGGCUUGCAACUCAUAGGUUAUACCUGAUAGAAAAGAGAUUCUCAAAUUUUCAAAUUUAGUGCUUUAAAGUGGACCUUGGGCCGGACCCAUGCCCUUUUCACUUUAUCUGCAUCUUAGUCAUAUAACUGGUGUAGGUGAUAAAGAAAUGCUGUUACUCCUCCACUGGUGUACAUCAUUCUUAAAGAGGCAUAUGAUCUUAUUAAUUUGAAUAGCAAACAUUUUAACUCACAUUCUCAACCAAUAAAAUAUUCACAAUUGUUCAACA
Molecule: messenger RNA, 2458 nt
Organism: Leucoraja erinaceus (little skate)
Lineage: Eukaryota; Metazoa; Chordata; Chondrichthyes; Rajiformes; Rajidae
Product: endothelin receptor type B-like
Exons: 7
Coding region: 445-1761 (438 amino acids)
Biological process (GO): enteric nervous system development; regulation of blood pressure; G protein-coupled receptor signaling pathway
Cellular component (GO): membrane
Molecular function (GO): endothelin receptor activity
Source: RefSeq, a predicted model, not a curated record